AUGUUCUCACCAUAUAGACGGCUCCGAGUCUGGCCUGAACAGCCGCUUCCGCUGAGAAGUAGAGUGUUUCGUCCAAACCAGAUAAUUUACAAUUUUAUUCUUAUACUCUUGACGAUCGCCUGUUUCGUCUUCGCGGGUCUUCUCGGUCGCUGCGAUGGCAUGCUAAGCGAUGCCGACCUUGUUCAGAAGAUGGUAGAGGCAUCCCGCUAUGGCCCUACAAUAUUUCCUGUAGUCUAUGCCCUUGUCGUGGGCGGUGCUUUGCGUUCCCUAGCACUAUGGAGGUUACAAGACGGGGAGAAAGUCAGUUUUCUGGACCUCCUCCUAGGAAGUACCUCCGUGGGCGGUAUGAUCGGAACACAGCUUGAGCGACGACUUACACAAUUUGAUAUCCCUAGCUUAUGCCUCUUAUUCAUAUGGGCUCUGUCCCCCCUUGGAGGUCAAGCCUCGUUUAGGAUCAUCACAUUUCGAGAUAUACAAAUACCAUAUAAUCUCACACUUAGUUUUUUGGACUUUUCCAAUGCUAGCUCUCCUAAUUCCUUAUCCUCGGUAGAUAUUACAAAUCUUCUUGACGUCAUCGACUCAUCCUUCGUAUCGUCUCUCGUUUCUCCCACAUCGAUUAGCCAAUCUCCUAUGGAUCCUUGGGGUAACAUAAAGAUUCCAUUUAUCGAGAAUUUGCCCGGAUACGACUUAGCAGGCGAAGACAAAUGGAUCCCAUUUGCAGGGUACUCGGAAGCUACUCCAUACUCGUCUCUCGUUGGUAUACCAAUAGCGAAUAUACCAAAGAUUGGCAAUACCGAGUUUACCGUGGAAGCUUCUUAUUGGAAUUUCCGCUGUCCCGAUUUUGGAUCUCCUGAGCACUAUAAUGACGACUACUGGUACGAGACGAUAAACAAUGCUACUGCAGGUUGCACUCUCUCGAAUUUACAGUGGAUUCAUGGAGAGACGAAACAAAACACUUUACUAUCUAAAGCAAUAAAGGUGAUAAAUUGGAUGCCGCAACGCUGUCGCUAUGACCCCGAGAACCCGCCAAAUUUCACCCUUGCGCUCAACAUGUUAUUCGCUUUCAGCGGAACAUUCACCGUUGCGAACCUCUACUAUGCGCAACCAAUCUUGAACGUCUUAGCUAGGGACUUCAAUGUGAGCUACGAGCGCGCCUCUGACGUCGCUACGUUGUCGCAAGCGGGAUAUGCUGUGGGCUUGCUUUUUCUGUGCCCCUUGGCGGAUAUGGUUCCGCGGCGACCGUUUAUUCUUUUCCUUAUAUGGGUGACCGCAACUAUUUGGAUUGGGUUAUGCCUUACGAAUAAUUUCGAAGUAUUCAUUAGCUUGUCGUUUCUGUGCGGAGUUGGAACAGUCACACCGCAGCUCAUGCUACCGCUUGUUGGCGACUUAGCACCAGCUCAUCGCCGUGCCAGUUCUCUUUCAGUAGUAGUAUCGGGAUUAGCACUAGGAUUACUGAUCGCGAGGGUCCUGUCAGGUAUAGUAGCAAACUUCACAUCGUGGAGAAACAUCUACUGGAUAGCAUUCGGUGCACAAUAUUUGACUUUAGUGUUGCUUUAUUUCUUUCUCCCUGAUUAUCCUGCGAAGAACAAGGGUCUCAACUACUUUAAGGUCCUCUGGGGAAUGGCUGUCAUGGUCGUAACGGAGCCACUCCUCACACAGGCGUGUAUUAUUGGGUUUCUCCUCAGCGCCGCCUUUACCUCCUUUUGGACAACUCUGACUUUCCUUCUCGCAUCACCACCGUAUGAGUACUCUUCUCUCGAAAUAGGAUGUUUUGCCUUUAUUGGGAUCGUGGUUGUCGCACUUGCUCCGGUCUGGUCUCGUCUUAUUACAGAUCGCUUCGAGUUCCUCUUUUCGGUCGUUCUUGGUCUUAGUUUCGAAUUUAUUGGCAUUGUGAUAUCGACCUUUAUCGGCAGCUUCACGGUUGCGGGGCCUAUUAUCCAUGCCAUCAUGAUGGACUCGGGUGCAAAUUUCACGCACACUGCUAAUCGCAGUAAUAUUUAUAGCCUCGACCCGAAGGCGAGGAAUCGUGUGAAUACGGUAUAUAUGGUUUUCUCCUUUGGUGGGCAAAUCAUGGGUACAGCUGUUGGAAAUAGACUGUACGCUCAGGGGGGUUGGGUUUGGAGUAGUGGCUCCAAUAUCGCUUUUAUCGGCGUAGCUAUUAUCGUCGGUAUAAUUCGUGGUCCAAGGGAAACCGGCUGGGUAGGAUGGUCUAAUGGUUGGAGUAUAAAGAGAGAUGAUAUUCCAAAGAGAGGAACAGCGGGUUCCGCUGAUACUGAUAUUGAGGAAGCUUCAUCGCCAUCGGAACAGCCGGUGGAGAGCUCAAUGGGUGAAGCCGUCCUACGGAAUCCGAGAUAA
Molecule: messenger RNA, 2355 nt
Organism: Daldinia childiae
Lineage: Eukaryota; Fungi; Ascomycota; Sordariomycetes; Xylariales; Hypoxylaceae
Exons: 7
Coding region: 1-2355 (784 amino acids)
Biological process (GO): transmembrane transport
Molecular function (GO): transmembrane transporter activity
Source: RefSeq, a predicted model, not a curated record